AUGCUAGGCGACGAUGAGGACGUCUUCGACAGUGUGACCUGGGAAUCUCCUGCAGCGCCGAACGUGCCAGACGACGCACCCUCUUCAGGCCCUGGCUUCAGACAGAGCACCGCAACAGACUCGGGAGGCCCUAACGACCCCAAAUGGGAGGGAUAUCUCUUCACCACAGUCAAGGAUCCGGUCAAGGAGCUGGCUGAAACGAAGGAUGCCUAUGUCUCAUAUCUGGUCUCUGCAAAGACGAAUUUGCCCAUUUAUUCCACCCCGAACCCCUCUGCUCGCCGACGCUUCCAAGACUUUGUCUUCUUGCGGGAGAAUCUGGUCAAAGAUUUUCCUGCAUGCGUGAUUCCACCUCUUCCAGACAAGCACCGACUCGAAUAUCUCACCGGAGACAGGUUCAGUCCCGAGUUCAUGGAACGUCGGCGCUCAGAGCUGAACCGGUUUCUCCAGCGUGUCUCGCGUCAUCCGACUCUGCAGCGGAGUGCACUCGUUCGCGCCUUCCUCGAAUCAACGGAAUGGCACGUUCAUAUGCAUCACCAUGUCGCCCACCCUCCAGGCCCAGAACCGUCGCCAGGCUUAAUUGACAAUAUCUCCGACACACUUCUCAAUGCCUUCACCAAAGUGCGCAAGCCCGACGACCGAUUCCUCGAGAUGCGGGAGAAUGUAGACAAGUUCGAGGAUGGCAUCAACGUCUCAGACCGCUUAUGGAAUAAAAUACGAAGUCGAUCUAGCGAUGGAAACCCUGAAUCCGCUGAAGACCUUACUGCUGACUAUCACGACCUUGCGGUAGCUGUGCAAGGUCUUGGUUUUUUGGAAUCAGGUAUCACCGAUCCUCUGAAUCACUUCUCGAAUACAUUGCUCGAAUUCUCCGCCCUCCUUCGCCACACGACCCAAACAACCACGGACCCCUUCAUCAUGCACUUACGAUCAUUGCUAGCCUACUCCCAUGCUAACCGCGCCGUAUUAAAGCUACGCGACCAGAAACAGCUUGACUUUGAAGAACUCUCCGACUAUCUUUCAGGUGUUACAACCGAACGCGAUAGGUUAUCGGCUGUUAUUCGCGGCCAUGCUGGUAGCACUGGUUUAGGUAUUGGCGCGUACCUGAAAGACAGAGUAGAUGCUCUUCGUGGGAUGGAUGAUGACCGAAGCAGGGUGGAGAAGAUGCGGAAGCUCGAUAUCAAAAUCAAAGAGCUUCAAGACGCAGUGACCACUGCUCAUGAGACUUUGGAUGCUUUCAGCGAUGAGACGCUUCGAGAACAAUCUGUUUUCCAGUACGCCAAAGAAGCAGAGAUGAAGGAGAUGCUGGGAGGUCUAGCUGAUGGGCAGAUUGAGUUCUAUAAAGCAGCAAUGGAAGAGUGGGAGAGAAUUAUACCCAUAAUACAACGCAUACGUGUCGACGUUUAA
Molecule: messenger RNA, 1401 nt
Organism: Pleurotus ostreatus (oyster mushroom)
Lineage: Eukaryota; Fungi; Basidiomycota; Agaricomycetes; Agaricales; Pleurotaceae
Gene: SNX4
Product: intercellular trafficking and secretion
Exons: 9
Coding region: 1-1401 (466 amino acids)
Biological process (GO): cytoplasm to vacuole targeting by the Cvt pathway; autophagy
Cellular component (GO): phagophore assembly site
Molecular function (GO): phosphatidylinositol binding
Source: RefSeq, a predicted model, not a curated record